CCCGUCACAAUCAUGGCGGCCGCGGCGGGGCGGGGUCUGGGAGGGCGAAACGGGCCGGCGGGCCUAGCGCUAGCGGUCAUGUGACCGCGAAGAUGGCCGCCUUCCCCUGGCAUUCCAGGAAUAGGAACUACAAGGCUGAGUUUGCAUCAUGCCGGUUGGAGGCUGUGCCGCUGGAGCUUGGGGACUAUCACCCACUGAAGCCCAUAACUGUUACAGAGUCAAAGACAAAGAAAGUGAGCCGGAAAGGCAGCACUUCUUCCACGUCCUCUUCAUCCUCCAGCUCCGUGGUGGACCCGCUGAGCAGCGUCCUGGAUGGGACGGACCCCCUCUCCAUGUUCGCGGCCUCUGCUGACCCUGCAGCCAUGGCGGCUGCCACGGACAGCGCCAGAAAGAAACGUGACAGAGAUGAUAAUUCCAUUGUAGGAUCAGAUUUUGAGCCUUGGGCCAGCAAGCGAGGAGAAAUCCUUGCCCGGUACACCACCACAGAAAAGCUAUCUAUUAAUCUGUUUAUGGGAUCUGAAAAAGGCAAGGCGGGGACCGCCACAUCUGCCAUGUCGGAGAAGGUUCGCACCAGGCUGGAGGAGCUGGAUGACUUUGAAGAGGGAUCCCAAAAGGAACUGUUGAAUUUGACUCAGCAGGAUUAUGUGAACCGCAUAGAGGAGCUCAACCAGUCACUGAAGGACGCUUGGGCCUCAGACCAGAAAGUGAAGGCUCUAAAAAUAGUCAUCCAGUGUUCAAAGCUUCUUUCGGACACAAGCGUUAUUCAGUUCUACCCAAGCAAAUUUGUCCUCAUCACCGACAUACUUGACACAUUUGGAAAGCUGGUGUACGAGCGCAUCUUUUCCAUGUGUGUGGAUAACCGCAGCAUCUUACCAGAUCACUUCUCUCCAGAGAAUGUAAAUGACACAGCCAAAGAAACAUGCUUAAAUUGGUUUUUCAAGAUUGCUUCCAUCAGGGAACUCAUUCCGAGAUUUUACGUGGAAGCCUCCAUCCUGAAGUGUAACAAGUUCCUCUCCAAAAUGGGGAUUUCAGAGUGUCUGCCCCGGCUCACGUGCAUGGUUCGGGGCAUCGGGGACCCGCUGGUGUCGGUGUACGCCAGGGCCUACCUGUGCCGGGUGGGCAUGGAAGUGGCCCCACAUCUCAAAGAAAGCCUAAAUAAGAACUUUUUUGACUUCCUCCUUACAUUCAAACAGAUUCAUGGGGAUACGGUUCAGAACCAGCUGGUGGUCCAGGGAGUGGAACUUCCAUCCUACCUCCCCUUGUACUCGCCUGCCAUGGACUGGAUCUUCCAGUGCAUUUCCUACCACGCCCCCGAGGCUCUGCUAACCGAGAUGAUGGAGAGAUGUAAGAAACUAGGAAACAAUGCCUUGCUGCUGAAUUCCGUGAUGUCAGCUUUCCGGGCCGAGUUCAUCGCCACAAGGUCCAUGGAUUUCAUUGGCAUGAUUAAAGAGUGCGAUGAGUCCGGUUUCCCCAAGCAUCUCCUUUUCCAUUCGCUGGGGUUAAACUUGGCCUUGGCUGAUCCUCCUGAGGGUGAUCGACUUCAGAUUCUCAACGAAGCUUGGAAAGUUAUCACUAAGUUGAAGAAUCCACAGGACUACAUUAAUUGUGCCGAAGUGUGGGUGGAGUAUACCUGCAAGCAUUUCACGAAGCGAGAGGUGAAUACCGUUUUAGCUGAUGUCAUCAAGCACAUGACUCCAGAUCGGGCAUUUGAAGACUCCUACCCUCAGCUUCAGUCAAUAAUUAAGAAAGUGAUUGCACACUUCCAUGAUUUCUCAGUUCUCUUCUCAGUGGAAAAAUUUCUGCCAUUUCUGGACAUGUUCCAAAAAGAGAGUGUGCGGGUGGAGGUUUGCAAAUGCAUCAUGGAAGUUUUUAUCAAGCAUCAGCAGGAGCCCACCAAGGACCCUGUCAUUCUGAACGCCCUUCUGCACGUUUGUAAAACCAUGCAUGACUCUGUGAAGUUAUUACAAGAUAUUGAAUAUAGUUCCCUGUGCGGGACAGUAGGACCUUGUUGUUACACAGAGGAAUUUUUGUUGGGAGGAAAAUGCUGGUUUCAUCCAAGUGAACUCAAACUCCGUGACUCCUGGAGAUUUCUGAGAGCAGCAGAUACAAUAAUAAUGAGUUCACUCAUCCAUGCACUCACUCUUGAGGAUGAGAAAAGAAUGCUGGCAUAUUUGAUUAAUGGAUUUAUAAAAAUGGUGUCCUUUGGCCGUGAUUUUGAACAACAGCUGAGUUUUUAUGUUGAGGCCAGGUCGAUGUUCUGCAAUCUGGAACCUGUUCUUGUGCAACUGAUUCACAGUGUGAACCGGCUGGCAAUGGAAACAAGAAAAGUAAUGAAGGGAAAUCAUUCCAGAAAGACGGCUGCAUUUGUCCGGGCCUGUGUUGCCUACUGCUUCAUUACCAUUCCCUCCCUGGUGGGGAUCUUCACCCGCCUCAAUCUCUACCUGCAUUCUGGUCAGGUGGCCUUGGCCAACCAGUGCCUCUCCCAAGCUGAUGCCUUUUUCAAAGCCGCCAUAAGCCUUGUUCCAGAAGUUCCAAAGAUGAUUAACAUUGAUGGGAAGAUGCGGCCCUCAGAAUCAUUCCUUCUGGAAUUCCUCUGCAAUUUCUUUUCUACUUUAUUAAUAGUUCCGGAUCAUCCUGAACACGGGGUCCUGUUUCUUGUUCGAGAGCUGCUCAACGUGAUCCAGGACUACACCUGGGAUGACAGUAGUGAUGAUAAAAUCCGCAUCUACACCUGCGUCCUGCACCUGCUUUCCGCCAUGAGCCAGGAGACCUACCUCUACCACAUAGACAAAGUCGACUCCAACGACAGCCUCUAUGGGGGAGACUCCAAGUUUCUGGCUGAAAACAACAAGCUGUGUGAGACGGUGAUGGCUCAGAUCCUGGAGCAUCUGAAGACCCUGGCCAAGGACGAGGCCCUGAAGCGCCAGAGCGCCUUGGGCCUCUCCUUCUUCAACAGCAUCUUGGCCCACGGGGACCUGCGCAACAACAGGCUCAACCAGCUCUCCGUCAACCUGUGGCACCUGGCCCAGAGGCACGGCUGUGCAGACACCAGGACCAUGGUGAAGACCCUGGAAUACAUCAAGAAGCGAAGCAAACAGCCAGACAUGGGGCAUCUGACCGAGCUGGCCCUCAGGCUUCCUCUGCAAACACGGACCUGACCCCAGGAGCCCUGGUGCCAAGUCCAGAAAGACCUGUUUUGCUUUUCUUUUCUUUCUUUUUUUUUUUUUUUUUAUACACAUGCAGACUGGUUUAAGCUCUGGCCUCUACCCAGAUGAUUCUGACAGUGAAGUGGGAACUGUCAGAGCAUGCAAAGCCAAUCCUGUUCACCCAGCACAGCGCCUGUUUCUUUGCGCAAGUGGCCUUCAGACUGGCCUUAAGGGAGAAACAGAAGAAUGCAAGUAACAUCUUUCUCUUCUGGAAGGUGUUUUUUAAUUGGGAAAAGAACUCUGAAAAGCAAUCCACUCUGAAAGAGCCACUGUGCCCACUCCCUCAUUUGCUUUCUAUCAAAAGCAGCUCUUGACUGGGUUCAGAAUAUGUUAGUGGAUUAAAGGAAAAAGCAAGGUUAAAUAUGAGACUCCCCGUGACUGGAAAAUACACUGUAACUGAAUAAACCUCCUGAAGCAGUUA
This is a messenger RNA of Camelus dromedarius (Arabian camel), 3627 nucleotides long. It is a transcript of the gene VPS35L, whose product is annotated as VPS35 endosomal protein sorting factor like. The coding region runs from base 93 to 3158 and encodes 1021 amino acids. The record is from RefSeq and is a predicted model, not a curated record. The transcript is spliced from 32 exons. Gene Ontology annotation, biological process: endocytic recycling. NCBI's taxonomy places the organism in Eukaryota, Metazoa, Chordata, Mammalia, Artiodactyla, Camelidae. Gene Ontology annotation, cellular component: endosome.